AUGAUAGAAGAAUAGCCUAAAAAAAAGAAAAAUGCUGAUUGUUAAAGUUUAUUCUAAGAAUAAUGGGUGAAAGAGAAAUUAUAUAUCAAGUUAAUUUCAGCUAUUUUCUUACUUAAAGGAAAAAAAGUUGAAUCAAAUAGAAGAAAACAAAUAAAAAAAAUUAUUGAAUUAAUCAAAUUAAUAAGGAUGCAUAAAUUUAAGAUAAUUAAUUAUUUAACAAAAAUCUACAAGGAAAAUAGUUGA
This is a messenger RNA of Paramecium sonneborni, 243 nucleotides long. The record is from the annotation of a GenBank genome assembly. Lineage: Eukaryota; Ciliophora; Oligohymenophorea; Peniculida; Parameciidae.